AUGGCUUCGAACCCCUUCGCCAUCGACGUCCUGAAAGGGCCUACCAGCACCCGUGCCACCAAAGACCUUGAGGCGGAAUUUGCGCGGCGAUCAAUGAUGCUGAUUCGGCGCUUGCUAGGCGAAGACGGCCUGAUCGAGCUUCUUCGUGAGGAAACGGCAGCUAGUACCGAAUGGUGGAAACAAGCAUGUCUCAGAUCGAACGGAGAAUGGGCACCAGCUCGCAUCGCUCUUUCUGUACGAGGAGUCCUUUCAAAGGAUUUUAUUCAAUGGUUCAUUCCCGCAGAAGGUGGCAUGCUUCCUGAGCCUGAGAAGCUUGCCGCUCACCCCGAGCAUUGGGUUGUUCGCCCUUCGCAAGGCUCUAAAUCAAUGACUGUGUUGGAGACACUUGGUGAAAAGCCAACCUUGUUUACGCUGGCUUUUGAUGUGGAAGCUGCCGAUUUUGUUCAGGAUGAGCCGACCUUCACUACGAAGAUGACUGGUCGAGGCUAUCUCGAAGAUGGUUCUCAGAUUAUGGAGCUAUACCACCAGUUCAGGGACCAUGAGGACAGUCAAGGAUUUGACGUUGAUUUGGCGAUAUAUUUCCCUACCGGGGCUGGAGAAGACGUCGUUGAGUGUCAUCGUCAGCAUCUGCUAGUGGAGUUUAGCAACUGGUCCAAGCAGGCGUUUGAGGCGAUUUCAGCACAGUGA
Molecule: messenger RNA, 687 nt
Organism: Penicillium nucicola
Lineage: Eukaryota; Fungi; Ascomycota; Eurotiomycetes; Eurotiales; Aspergillaceae
Exons: 1
Coding region: 1-687 (228 amino acids)
Source: RefSeq, a predicted model, not a curated record